AUGACACCACCCUCAACCAUCCCUGGACUCCUCAGUGUCCCUAGACUCACCACACUAUUUGCGUCACUGUUUGUCGCAGUAGGAGCUGGCACCAACUAUGUCUUCUCUGCGUAUUCCCCUCAACUGGCUGCUCGCCUAAAUAUCAAUCAUACCCAGCUCAAUGUUAUUGGCCUCGCCGCCAACAUUGGCGUGUACAGUAGUGGACCAUUCUGGGGCAAAAUUGUCGACUCCCGAGGGCCACGUAUACCAAUCUUCGUCGCGUUCUUCUUCCUUUUUUGGAGGCUAUACCGGAAUCCGUCAUUUCUACAAUACGGGAGUUCCGGAUGGCUCGACGAUAUCGACUGGAAUGCGGCGUUCACCGGGGGCGUUAACGCGACAGCAAAAACAUUUCCAGACAAAGCGCGCGCAACCACUACUGGUAUUGUGCUGUCUGGAUUCGGGCUCUCCGCGUUCUUUUUCUCGACCAUCGCCCACUUUCUCUUCCCUGGUGAUACAUCAUCCUUUCUGCUCCUUCUCUCUUGUGGUACGGCUUUCACCACAGUCAUCGGUUUUUUCUUCGUUCGCGCUAUUCCACUUUCCGCUGCCGAUAUGGACCACAUUGUCGUGACCGCAGGAACUGCUGAAGCAGAGGCAACUAUCUUCCACCAUCCAGACGAGAGUCACACCCCCUUACUCGAAGAAAGCCACGCAGCGAGCAACGGCGACGACCUGUCCGUCUCGUCGCCUCGCACUCACUCCCACUCCCGAAGUCGUAGUAGGGCAAAGGCCGAUAUCAUUGAAGGACCUAAUAUCUAUGGUCGCGCCCUUUGGGUUGAUCCUGACUUUUGGUUACUCUUCCUGACGUUAUCAUUGUUGAGUGGAACUGGUUUGAUGUAUAUCAACAAUGUCGGUUCCAUGUCCCAGGCUCUCUAUGCGAAAGACAACGCAGAAUACGACGAGGUUGAGGCAUCCAAGUGGCAAGCAGCCCAAGUUUCUACCAUUUCCAUCAUGAAUUUCGCUGGUCGAAUCCUCAUUGGCCUGAUUUCCGACAGCAUAAAAAACCGUUUCGGUCUCCCGCGGUCAUAUUCCCUGCUCAUUGUCUCGACCUUGUUUUUCUUCUCGCAACUGCUUGCAGUUCAAAUAACCAGAGUCGAGGAUUUGUGGAAAGCCAGCGUCCUGGUUGGUCUAUCGUAUGGGACGAUUUUUGGCUUGUUUCCGACUGUUUGCAUCGAGUUCUUCGGAUUAUCCCACUUCUCGGAAAACUGGGGGUAUCUCUCUUUGUCGCCGCUAGCAGGUGGGAAUCUGUUUUCCAUUGCCUUCGGUCGUAAUCUGGACGCGCAUGAGCCUGGGGAGACAACAACGACGAGAGCCGUUGCAGCGGUAGCUGCUACACUCGCGCUCACAACCGGCGCGUGUUUUGUAGCAAUUCUGCUCAGCGCUCUGGCUGCUUGGCGUGAAAGGAGGAAACUGCGGCUUCUGGCUGCCAGGGUUCUACUUAUGUCUCUCCUCGAUAGCGAUCCCACCGACUGGGCUUACGUUUCGGAAGGCGGCGCAACUAUCGUUUUCUCUUAUCAUGGUCCCCCCAGCCAGCUUUUUGACCGCAAGGUCCUUCGAUUGCGCAAGUGUCCUGUGGGCUCAAUCAGCCCCGCCAUCGACAAUAACGAUUUCAACAUUAUUUUCCACGAAAGAUGCAUCACAAGGCUCCUUCCACAAGAGCACCUUCCUAAACUGGAACUCCUAACUUUAGACUCGGACGCAACAGGAUGGUUGGAAACACUUUCGGCCCAAACAGAGGCAUCGCGGCCUCCAAAGAGACGACUGAAAGACCAUAUCGACGUCCAUAAUCCACGCGCAGUGCUGGCCACCGAUUUAAUUAGUGGGCUGGGCAUCGCAGUUGAAAUCAAGCCGAAAUGGGGCUUCUUGCCAUCUCCUAUCCAUCUUUCUGACGAAAGUCGUGCGUUGAAGACGAGAACAUGUCGCUUCUGCAUGCACUCCCAUCUGCGGACUUUGGAAGGCGAAGUUGUUGCGACAGAGUAUUGCCCGCUUGAUCUGUACUCUGGGGAGGAGACAAGAGUCAGACAUGCACUCGAAGUCUUGUGGGAAGCUUGGAUUUCGAGCGAGGGUGCAGUUAACAACCUCAGAUUGUUUGUGGAUGGACACAAGAGCGAGCCAGCCGAGAAACCUACCAUUCUGCAAGAAAAGGAUAGAGUGGUGUCUUCUCUCCUCGCGCUCUUGCUUGAAUCUCCUGUCCUGCGCAUAUUGUCCCGUCUCCAACGCACAUUGGACGCUCUGGACAUCGAAGGGCUAGCCUCCAUAUCUGACGUCUCUUCCCCUGGCCCAGAGCCGACUCUAGACGAAUGGGACGCGUUCAUUUCCGCUUACACGCUCUCACCAUCGGCGUUCCCCGACCAAACUCGAUACCACCAUCUCGCUCAUCUACUUUCCGCGACGUUCAAAGAUUGUUCAGUUGUGGUCCGCAUCCCAGAAGGCACGGUAACGGUCAUUGAUUUGGACGUCAAAAGCAUCGCGCGGCUUGGUCAAUGGGAGAAGCUGGAUCAAAAAAUUGUGGGGGCAUACAAGAGCGUGCCAGAGGGUGAAAGGAAAGCUUGUGUCGACGGGGGAAACUGA
Molecule: messenger RNA, 2607 nt
Organism: Mycena indigotica
Lineage: Eukaryota; Fungi; Basidiomycota; Agaricomycetes; Agaricales; Mycenaceae
Product: NmrA domain-containing protein
Exons: 14
Coding region: 1-2607 (868 amino acids)
Biological process (GO): transmembrane transport; inositol phosphate biosynthetic process
Cellular component (GO): nucleus
Molecular function (GO): inositol-1,3,4,5,6-pentakisphosphate 2-kinase activity; ATP binding; transmembrane transporter activity
Source: RefSeq, a predicted model, not a curated record